Messenger RNA from Asparagus officinalis (garden asparagus), 1745 nucleotides. Its product is annotated as probable aminotransferase ACS12. NCBI's taxonomy places the organism in Eukaryota, Viridiplantae, Streptophyta, Magnoliopsida, Asparagales, Asparagaceae. The record is from RefSeq and is a predicted model, not a curated record. Gene Ontology annotation, molecular function: transaminase activity; pyridoxal phosphate binding. Gene Ontology annotation, biological process: biosynthetic process; amino acid metabolic process.
GCAAACCCAGCUCGUAACAGAUCGGCCGGCACAGCUGACACGAGCUCCCAACCGCAGGCGCGAUCCGAUUCCGGCACGGCGAUGCGCAUCAUCGUCCCUCUCCAAGGCGUCGUCCAAGGCCGAGGCGGCCUCUUCCUCGGCACCUUGAUCCCCUGCGCCCUCUUCUACUUCUUCCAACUCUACUUCAAAACUCGCCGCUCAUCCUCCAACUCCGGCGAUCUCUCCGACGCGGACGCCGCCGCCAUUCCGACCUUAGUCCCGCCCCACCUCUUGCCAUGUGGUUCUCUGGCGCCGGCACACGUGUCGACACGUGCCGCUGCUGUUGCAAGGGGUAAAGAUUCUUCUUACUAUGCUGGGAUGAAGAGGUGCGCUGAGGAUCCGUACGAUUCGGUGUCGAACCCUAGCGGGGUGAUUCAGCUCGGACUAGCGGAGUCCAAGUUGUCGCUGGAUCUGAUUGGGGAUUGGCUGCGGAGGAAUUUGGAGAAGUCGUUGAUGGAUGAGAGGAAAGGGGGUUUGAGUAUUGCAAGACUGACGAUGUAUCAGCCUUUUGAUGGGCUGAUGGAUUUGAAGAUUGGCAUGGCUGAUUUUAUGGGGCACAUUAUGGGAGGAACCGUAACAUUUAAUCCGUCACAGAUCAUAUUAACAGCUGGUGCAAGUGCUGCAAUUGAGACACUUGGUUUUUGUCUUGCAGACCCAGGAAAUGCCUUCCUUGUUCCUUCGCCAUAUUACCCCGGGUUUGACAGGGAUAUAAAGUUGAGAACAGGUGUUGAGCUAAUACCUGUACCAUGCCGAAGCACAGACAACUUCAGCUGGAGUACUGCUGCUCUUGAAAGAGCGUACAAACAGGCGAAAAAACGAGGAGUAAAAGUCCGGGCAAUUCUCAUCUCAAACCCUUCAAAUCCUGUGGGAAGCAUACUAAAUGAGGAGAAACUGUACAAUCUCCUAGAUUUUGCAACAGAGAAGAACAUUCACAUAAUUUCUGAUGAAAUAUAUGCUGGCUCAACGUAUGGAAACGAGCAGUUUGUUAGUGUGGCACAAGUUCUUGAAACACAAGAUUACGACAAGAGUAGGGUUCAUAUAAUAUAUGGCUUGUCAAAGGAUCUUUCUAUGCCAGGGUUCAGAGUGGGAGCUAUCUAUUCAUACAAUGAAAAUGUUCUAGCGGCAGCUUCAAAGUUUGCAAGGUUCUCUUCUAUUUCAGUUCCUACCCAGCAGUUGCUUGUUUCUAUGCUGACAGAUACAAAGUUCAUCACAGAAUACAUCGAGGUUAACAGGGAGAGGCUACGGAAGAUGUACACAUUAUUUGUCGAUGGGCUGAAGCAGUUAGGUAUUGACUGUAUGAAUAGCAGCGGAGGUUUUUACUGUUGGGCAGACAUGAGUAAGUUUAUUCGGCCAUGGAGUGAGAAAGGGGAGCUUGAUCUCUGGGAUAAGUUACUGACUGUGGCUAAGAUAAACGUAACACCAGGAUCGUCGUGUCACUGUAUGGAACCUGGAUGGUUUCGAUGCUGUUUCACUACGUUGCUCGAGAGUGAUAUCCCGGUGGUCAUGGAACGUAUUAAGAGAGUCAUUGAAGGUUGAUAGAAGCUGUCAAUGACGACAUGCUGUAAACUCAGUGGACGGUUUAAAAGAAGAGCUAGCAGUGCCUGUGUAACAUUGCUCCAGUUUUAACAUUCUUGUACAAAGCAAAAAACUUUUUCCAGGUCAAGGCGAAAAUUGAAUGAAAGGGAAACGAUGGAUGAAUUUUUUUA